UCACAGGGCGGUAAACGGGGGGACUUUAACCCCUGAGCAUUACUGAGUCUCGUGAGAGGGGCAGACAGCUUCGCCCCAACAAGCCGCACAACCAGGGGAAGCCAAGACAGGGAGAUGCACGCUGGCUCUCUCUCCUUCUCGGCCCUUCUCAGGAGGGUUUUGACAGCUGGUUGAAGAAGUUGCCAUGGCAAUGCACAACAUACGGAAGAGCCAAUCCCUAAAGAACCUGUCAGGGAAUCCAGAGGCGUCAUGGCUCAAGACAUCCAACCAUCUCUCCCUAAACAGGAAGUCUGUGUUGCAGCUGGUGCAACAGUACCAGAGCACUGGAGACCUGAGGAAUUGUGAAAAAGCUGAGCUUGAGGCGGACCCCUUGGAGGGCGGGGGGAGCCCGCAGGAAGGGAGCUUCCCGCUCUGCAGGAGCCGCUCUGUGGAGCACCUGGCCGGCAGAGAGCCUGUGGUCAGCGGUACCAGCGCUCUGAGAGACCUGUUUGAGUCCAAGUCCUCGCUCCGGCAGGACUAUGGCAGCAGCCCGAGGCUCCACACCGCGCCGGUCAUUGGAGGACACUCCCUAGUGGCAGGGAUAGGACAGAGCGCCUCGGAAAGGAACACAGGCCCUCAGAAAGAAGUCAAGGAUGAAAAUAGCCACAGAGACACAACAAACGAUGUACUUCCGGAGGCUUCUUUUAGAUCACCCAAGUACCCCCAUGAAGGCCAGAAGACUCAGCCCCUGACCCAGAGAGACUUCCGGACCCAGAGAGACUCCCGGUCCCCGUCGAGACCGGACCAGGACAGCCCCACCGGCAGCACCUCCGUCAGGGACAGAUCGGCCCUCUACCUGUCCCGAGUGGCAGCCACAGACCACGCAGGAAGCCCAGCUCCGCCCGAAUUCCUUGGCACUUCAGAACCGAGACGUAAAGCCAGCAAGAUGGCCGACGCAACCAAGAAAGUCAUCGUUUCAGAGACGUCUCACAGUGACGACGACCUGCCUCCUCCUCCACCUCCGCCCGUCCCUCCCCGACCCCUGGACUAUGAAGGCUCUCCACCUCUUGCCAGCCUCCCCGUGCCCCCACCCAAGGAAACCUUCUCUACCUUCUACCAGCAGCAGCAGAAGAACGAGAUCAAGAGGCUCUUCAAGCACAUCCACCCCGAGCUACGAGACAACCUGAACGACAUGGUUGACGACGAGCUGGUGGAGGCCCUCCACUCUGAUGCCGCGGAGGCUGCGGACGCCGGCUACCAGGCCGAGGUGCAGUCCAUGAGGUGGAUCUUCGAGAACUGGACUCUGGACAACAUUGGCGAUCCCCACACGACCAGGAAGCUGCUAGAUGAAGAAGAACUCAAGGGUGGAGACGUCAGAGGCACCUCUUCUGUGUUCCAGCAAGUGGACGGCACCCAACGAGGCGCCUUUGCCAGAAGGCAGACCUCUGUACGAGGGGAUGUUAGAACCUCGACGUGGCUGUUUGAAACUCAGCCGAUGGAUGCGCUGAACAAACUCAAAACAGAGGAGGGCGAACUGGUCGAGACCGUCUUAAAAGAACCUGUCAAGAGAGGCGAUGUGAGAGGGGCCCGGCUGCUGUUUGAGUCCCAGACGCUGACUGACCUGGGCCGCUGCAGCUCCAUCGAGGACUACAGCUUCCUGAAACUGAAGUCUGAGCUCCAGGAACAAAAGGGCGGCAUCCAGAAGACUGUGAAGCUGUUCGAAGCGGAUCCAUGCUGUGCCAUCAAGGACAACAGUGGCAACAUGCAUGAGGUCAGGUCCAUCUGCAGAGAGGAGAUAAAAACCGGCAGCACCAGCACCGCACGCUGGCUGUUUGAAACCCAGCCACUGGGCACCAUCAACAAGGGGACGGAUGGAGUUAAGAUGAUCCGGGGUAUAUCACUGGAAGAAGGCCAGAGGGGCGGCGUGGACAGCAAGAGAUGGAUGUUUGAAACACAGCCGCUGGGCAUGAUACAAGAAGGGAAGGAAAAUAUGGGAGCAUUUGAAGGAACUGUUGAAAACAGAGGAGAGGCGAUGCUAAAAGGAGACUCAGCUGAGGGGAAUUUGGCCAAGGAGCAGGUACUUGGAGGAGAUGUCAAGACUUCUCUUUGGCUGUUUGAAACCCAACCCAUGGACAGCCUCAGUGAGAGCUUAGAGGUCGGACGUUUGCAAAAAAUAACCCUCUCUGCAGAUGAACAAGGAGCAGUCAAAGGCACCAAGCAGAUGUUUGAAAACUACAGCACAGCAACCAGCACCUUAGUCAAGGAACAAAAGAUUGAAAAGGGUGAUGUAAAAUCAUUCAAAAACCUUUUCGAGACAAUUCCCAUAAGCAACAUAACUCGUAGCGAUGAGAAAAGUGACUCAAGGGAAAUUAAUAUCACAGCAGGAAAUGUUAAGGGCAACAAAGCAUUGUUUGAGACCACUCCCUUAUACACUAUAAAGGACUCCUCAGGCAAUCUCCACGAAGUCACAACAGUUAGCCGAGAAGAGCUAAUCAAAGGCAAUGUCCAAAACUACAAGUGGUUGUUCAAUACAAAACCCCUUGACCAAUUUACAGAGGGAAAAGAAAAUGUUGAGGUCAUUAAAGGUAUUACUCGAGAAGUCGAUUCAGCAGAUGUCAACAUGGCCAAAUGGCUAUUUGAGACUCAAACUAUAGAUGGAAUCCAUUCCAAAUUCAAUCAAACAGAAGCCAAGUCUUCUACCAAAGAAGAGCAGCUUCAGAAAGGUGACGUUAAGACCUGCAGAUGGUUAUUUGAGACACAGCCAAUGGACAUUCUGUAUGACAAAUCAGAAACCGUGAAAGACAAAGAUGCCCUAGAGAACACUAAUGUCAAAUCCUUCACUUGGCUUUUCGAAUCACAACCUCUGGCCAGCGUCAAGGACAGUGAGGAGCAACGUUUAAAGUGCGUAAUGGCACAAGACUCUGUGAAAGCAGAGGUCGGUGUCGAAACUGUGAAGAGACUCUUUGAAACAGAGACUUUAGAUAGAAUCCGGAAGGACACCAAUGUAGAAGGGGAUGCCCGGUACGUUAGCCAGGUGGAUGUCCAGUCUGGAGAUGUGUCCCGAGUGAAGGAACUUUUUGAAUCCCGCUCCCUUGAUGAAAUAGGUUCAGAGAUGGUGACGACAUCCGACACACAGGAUCUGGCUGAGCACAUUUCGGAGGGAUCUGUGCACAAGUUCACAUGGAUGUUUGAGAACCGUCCCAUCAACAUGAUAAAUGAGAAAGACAAGGCUCUAGCAAAUACGCAGAAGAUCAGUGAAGUAGAGGGUGGGGAUGUAACUAAUAAGAAGUUUGUAUUUGAAACCUUCUCUUUGGACAAGAUCCACGAUCAGCCCUUCGAGGAGAAGUCUGCCUGUUUUGAAAAGCCUGAGAGCAAUGUUGAUGUCAAGUCCAGCACCAUGAUAUUCGAGUCUCAGCCCCUCUACGCCAUCAGAGACAAGGAGGGACAGUUUCAUGAGGUGACCACUGUGAAAAAGGAGGAGAUUGUGAGCAGUGAUGUAAGGGGAGCAAGAUGGAUGUUCGAAACAAAGCCCCUUGACGCAAUCAAGGCAGAUAAUGAGAUUUACGUGAUUCGAGCUGUCACCCAAGAAGAUGUCAAGAAAGGCGAUGUGAAAUCGGCCAGAUGGAAGUUUGAGACCCAGCCAUUGGAUUCCUUCACCAGCCCAGAUACACCUGCUGUCUUAGACGUAGAGGACAUUGUAAGAAAAAAUGUGCAGCUUAACAAGCAAAUCUUCGAAUCAGACCAGGCGGCCCACAAGAAUUUUGUUAGAAUGGUUAGUGUCACAGAUGUCCAGCAAGGUGAUGUCAGAACCUCCACCUGGCUCUUUGAGAACCACAAGAUUGACAGUCUCAAAGGUGACUCCGAGGAGCAAGGCACAGUAAACACUGUCCAAAGAGAAGACAAGGGGAAAGGAGAUGUGAAACGUAGCACAUUUCUCUUUGAAUCACAGCCCCUGGACAAGAUCAAGGAGGCUAACGAUACCUUAGUGCCCAGCAUUGAGCAAGACAGACCAAAGGCCGAUGUGAAGAGCACCACUUGGCUUUUUGAAACCACCCCGCUAGACAAAAUCACAUCCAACAGUGUUGCUGAAACCCUCACCCGUCUACAUGAGCUGACCUACCUUCACUCUAGUGGUAUUAUAAUAGAAGCAAGUGAGGUCAAAAAUGUUACAAUGGCAAAGUAUCAGCUUGAAGAGGGCGUACAAAUACAGAACGAGGAGGUUAUUGAGGGAAGCAUCAGGAACAUCAUGCUGCAGUUAUUAUGCAAACCAACACUUAAGCCUCAGAUCACGAUCAUCAGAGAGAUGGAGAAAGGGGAUUUGAACACCACAGUGGUAGAACUUCCUGUCAACCAGACGACAGCCGCAGCCACCAAUCCAGAGGAAGAUCAAAGAGUAGUUAUUGCCCAGAUGAUUGAAAGCUUACUUAUUCACACCAAAUCUUUAAAAAAGGGGAUCAUAAUGCAAGAGUGCGCCGGGGGACAUGCAGAGAUGACUGUUUACUCGUUAGUUCACCACUGUCAAACCAAAACCGAAAGUGAAGAUAUAGAAUGGAGAGGCAUCAAGUCCACCAUCGGAGAUCUGAUGGCAACUUCCAGUAGUCAAAGGACUGCAACGCCCUGUAGAAUAGAUGAGAAUGAAAAGGGUAAUGUGAACUUAUACAAAAGUUGCAUUGAGAGAGGUGACCUGCAGUACCUUAAGAGUCUUCAAACUGAGCUUCUGGAAGAAGACCAGUGUCAAAGCCCUUCAUCCAGAGAACGCAUUGAAAUACUGAGGGGAGAUAUCAAGGAAGCUCAGAGAAGUCUCUAUCAGCAGAAAGACCUGGUGGAGCGCACCAUCUGUGAUGUGCUGCCAGGGGACGUGAAGAAUGUCAAAAAGGUGUUCACAUCAGAUUGUGCCUAUGAUGUUGACAUCCCGAAAGAGGAGAUUAUCCCUGGCGAUAUAGCGACAGCUAAGCAACAACUGUCAACGAAGCAAAGCUUGAUGAUGGAAAAAGAGGAGGUUGUGGCUGGGGAUAUCAAGGCAACAAUGCAGUCUUUGGAACGUGCAAAGCAACAGAGCAUGCACGUGGAGCGUGAGGCGAUCAAACCAGGAACCAUCUAUGACAUGGACCUGUCCACACAAGGGACUGACAUGGAAGAAGGCCAAACUCAGAAAGAAGAAAUUGUUUCUGGGGAUGUGAGAGCAGCCAAAAGAUCCCUUGAAAUGGCCAAGAGCCAAAGUAUGUACAUGGAGCGUGAAACGGUCGUCCCUGGAAAGAUAUACAACGUCAAAGUCUCGGCACAAGAGCAGAGCUCCUCAACAGUAACAGAGACGCAUUCUUCCUCCAGUGGCCAACAGAUCAGAACAACUUUCCAAAAGGUCAGUGAAGCCAUGAAAAGCCAGAAAAGCCAUGAUGCAUUUCCAUCUAGUGAAAAAGAUGAAGUGUCAAAAAGUGCUGUUAGGGCGAAUUGUUGUGCCAAAGAUUCCCUGUCACUUCCUGUAGAACAGUGUGAGGUUCAGACUUCAGAAGAAGAGGCUGAGGUUUUUAAAGGAGAUGUGAAGGCAACGAUUAGGUCGCUGCAGAGCGCAGCGAUGGAGCAUAAGCUCCCAGAGAAGGAAGAUAUUGUAAGAGGUAACAUGCAGUUUGCCCUCCAGUCUCUUGAGAGGUCUAGGGUUAAUGUAUCAAAGGGAGACUAUAAAACAGCAAUGAUAUACAGGAAUUCAAGCAGAGGAUGUUCAGGAAAUGGCCCGAUUGUUAAGAAGCAGGGUGUUGUUGUGUCCAUGCCUCCCUCUGACACUGAACUCCUGUCUCCUUCGAUUUCAGUAACUUUCGAGGAGCAGCCAUCUGUUUCAAGACAGAAUACAACAAUCCCAAAACCUGUAACAAUUCAAAAUGGAAACCCCUCAUCUUAUCACCGUGAAGACAAAACGACACCCCAACUCCCCCAAAAGGCACAUGAGAAACCCCAUGGCCAGAAGCCAACUCUCGCACCAAAGCCAGAAUGGACUAAAUCAGCACAGAGUAAGCAGCCACAACCUCGGCUUGAAGCAUCCUAUCCGAGUGGGGAACAAAGCCCUGUUAUACCACUGAAUACCAAGCACAGCGUUCAGACGCCAACUGUAUCGCCAAACAACCCACAAAGAACCAGAAGACAUGGCAUAAUAUUCCUUAACAGGGAGGUCACACAGGACACAUUUAUUCCGAAAUCUUUUGAUGACACAACGGAGAGUUUUGUUGAAACUCAGGCUAAUGUAGCAGAACCCACAAAAGGCACUCUGAGUCAAACUGACACAGAAUCAUUAAGUUCUGGAAUGGCGGAAACUAAAAUCGACAAAAAUGUUGUACGGAAAAUAAAUGCAGCAGAGGAGAUUCAGAAAAGCAUAACGAGUUAUUCAGAAGGAGAUAGGGAUGAAAUUAGUAUGGGCUUUCAAACAGCUCUCCAGAACUUUGGGAGAAGAGAGAAGCAAAAUGAUGUGUCUGCUUCCAUUUUAUCUAAGAACGUUAAAGUAGUUAAUGAUAUAGUUGUGCAAGAAAGGCAGGCCAAGCAAAGUACCGCAGCCAAAAAGAAAUCCAUUGUUAACGUUUCAUCUGACCAGUGCAACAAUCAAUUGCAGGAGGAAGCUGUCAACUUUCCAACGGAUACAUAUGCAGUCCAGCCUAAUGCCCUGAAUGGUGAAGAACAAAAACGGCCCGAGGAGAGAGUUGUUUUCAGGAAAAAGAAAGCAAAAGAGACUGAGGAUCAGCGACGACAGAGACUCUCUGUCCACAAAGACGAGAUAAUGACAGGAAACGUGAAGGCAGCGAUGGGGAUAUUUGAGAAUUUAAGAAAACGAGAGGAACUCAAGAUAAUCCUUUCUCAAGUGCAAGAGAUGGAGGGCGAUACCAGCGAUGUAGACGUUGGAUCUAUGAAGAUGUUGUUUGAGGAUGUCCCUGCUUGGAUCGCCACAACAAGCAGAACCGCCAGGAAAAAGAAUAGGAAGGAGGAAAAGAAGGUGGAAAUGGAUGUGUUUGAUGAUGACCUGGAGAGCACCUCCUCAGUGGAAACCGCAUUCGAAGAUCUGGAAAAAGCCAGCAAGGACAUAAUGGACCUGAAAGAACAAACAUUGGCAAAGCUCCUUGACAUCGAAGAAGCCAUUAAAAAGGCCUUGUACUCCGUCUCCAGUUUAAAAUCUGAAGCUGACAUUGCAGGGCUAUCAGGUCUGUUUGAUGAAUCUUUGAAGUCUGAACAAAGUUUCCAGCCUUCCAACAACAUCAGGAAAAUUAGCAUUGUGUCCAGCAAGGCUAAACCCCAGCUCAAUAAAGAGACAGGUGAAGUGUCUGAGAAAAAUAAAGAUGCAAGCCCUUCAAAACAAACCGAUGGCACCUCUAACCAAGCACGCCGUAAACCCCUUAUAAGACAGAGCAGUGCGCCAUCCUGCCCUUCCUUCAUCUCCAUUCAUUCUGCUGCCAGAAAGAACGCCGAGCAACCAAAGUCACCAAUGUCAACAUUCAAGCCUAAAACAGAGGGAAACUCAAACGGCGAUCUCAGCCAGACGUCAAUCCACUUCCAAAGCCCCGCUACACCAAGACGCAAGGUCAGUGUCCUGGAAGUGAAGACUGUUCCAGAACCUGCUGUUGGAAUAAUCGGCACCAAAACUGUCAGCGAAACGUAUGAAGAAACUGAUGGCUUUGGCAAUUCAUUUGUUUCCUCAAAAACCUCCACAGUUGUCACCAAACAGUCAAACAGCAAGGCGUCUGCGCUGUUCGAUGUUGUGGGCAGCCCUUCAAGAUAUGAAGUCAUGACCCCCCCGAUGAUGCAAAGAAGGAAAUUUUCGGAAAGUGGGCUGAACAAUACAAAAGAGGAAGGCACAGUCUUUGUAACAUUUAGCCAACCAACUGCAAAGCACUAAAAAGCACCGCUUUCCCUUUUAAUAAUAUAUGUUAUGCAAUCUUUAACAUAAAUGUCAUAUGAUUUAUUCCUUUUCGAAUGAAAGCAUUAAAAUGUUAACUUAUGUCCAUGAAUUAUUUUAUACCAUGAUUAUAUAGUAAAUGUUACGUUUUUUUUUUAUAAAUCAUUUUAAAACAGCGGAUAUGUCCUAUUGUUUAUAAGUCAAAUAAAUGUGUCAAGUGACUAAGAGGAA
This is a messenger RNA of Gadus macrocephalus (Pacific cod), 8080 nucleotides long. It is a transcript of the gene xirp1, whose product is annotated as xin actin binding repeat containing 1. Lineage: Eukaryota; Metazoa; Chordata; Actinopteri; Gadiformes; Gadidae. Bases 185 to 7849 code for a protein of 2554 amino acids. The transcript has 8 exons. Gene Ontology annotation, biological process: actin filament bundle assembly; actin cytoskeleton organization. Gene Ontology annotation, molecular function: actin filament binding. Gene Ontology annotation, cellular component: stress fiber; actin cytoskeleton; focal adhesion. The record is from RefSeq and is a predicted model, not a curated record.